GGUCCAGCAGGACGGGACAGCCUCGCUAUGCGUGUCCGGGUUUGAUGCACGCCGACCGGCCAUGAGGACUGAGGGCGCAGGUCGGGACUAACCACACCCUCACGUCGAUGAAGACGCCAGCUUUGGACGCGUCCGCCCCGCGGGAGACAGUGAGCCUUUCGGGCCGCAUGGAGGACACAAUUUGCCGGUACUGAGGCGGAGUAACCCGGACACCGUUUUAAUUUCCCCGCGAUUCGCCCAAAAUGAAUCGGAUCCCCGAUUACUAGAAGAGGACCCGCGCGGCUCGCGUCAAUCCUCCGCCGGGGUAAAGGGGGCCGCAGUGCCACUGCCGACAGCGGGAGAGGACACCGGCGGUAGAAGGGAGGGGUGCACACCGGGAGCCAGCGGCUGCUGUGCGGCGGCUCCCCCCGGGAGGAGCCCUGCAGAGCCCAGCCGGAGUGCGAGCACCGCCGCGGGUAGGACGGAAGAACGCAAGUUUGGAUGCAUAUGAUCACAACCACCAUGAUUUUUAUGAUUCUCGGCGCUUCACUUGUUAUGGCGAUCGCCUGCUUAAUGGACAUGAACGCGCUACUGGAUCGCUUCCACAACUACAUCCUGCCACAUCUGCGAGGGGAGGACCGCGUCUGCCACUGCAACUGUGGGAGACAUCACGUGCACUACGUGAUCCCGUACGACGGUGACCAUUCCCUGGUGGACUCGUCAGAGAACUACUUUGUGAGCGACAGCGUGACCAAGCAAGAGAUGGACCUCAUGCUGGGCCUGCUGCUAGGCUUCUGCAUCAGUUGGCUCCUGCUGUGGUUGGACGGCGUGCUGCACUGUGCCGUCAGGGCCUGGAGGUCCAGCCGCUAUUACGACACGCCGUCCUGGUCCUGGCUGCCCCAGUUCUGCAACCUGCGGGAGCUGGGCGGUCGCGCUCAGCACGGCCAGCUGGACGAGUCCGGCAGCAACAUGGUGCACAUCAAGCAGAAGCUCUACCACAACGGCCACCCCAGCCCUCGGCACCUCUGACUCACCUGUGACUCACCAGUGACUCACCUUCCGUCCUUCUAGAAUCUUCUUCCGGACCUCCUCACCUGGAGGACGAUUGGCAACCAGAACAUUUUGGAGGGUGUUUUUUUUCUUUUUUUCUCUAGAGACACUUUGUGUGUUCAUCGUGGAAGUGGGCAUGCUCUUUUAGGACACACGUGGCCGGCCUUUGUUUCGCUUUUGGUUUUUGGGGGGGUUGAGGGUUUGAAUGGCAACUAUUUUUUUUUUUUGUCAUGUUAGAUUGCUGCUUGUCUGCAAAAUUCCACAUUUUCGUACCUUGUUUCUCACAAACGAUUGGCUUGAUGGCUCCAAUGAAGGAACCAAUGAGAGAUAAACGUGGAAACAUGUGACACACACACACACACACACACACACACACACAC
Messenger RNA from Entelurus aequoreus (snake pipefish), 1409 nucleotides. RefSeq names its product transmembrane protein 240-like. The transcript is spliced from 4 exons. The coding region runs from base 481 to 1008 and encodes 175 amino acids. The record is from RefSeq and is a predicted model, not a curated record. Lineage: Eukaryota; Metazoa; Chordata; Actinopteri; Syngnathiformes; Syngnathidae.